AUGGACCACUCUCUGUUUCUCCUGUUCUUCUCAGGGCUGUCCAUCCUCCCCUCCAGCGUCCCUCAUCAGUUCCACUUUGUGAACAUCAAUGAGACCUGGACUGAAGCUCAGAGUUUCUGCAGACAGAAAUACACUGACCUGGCCACCGUAGACGACAUAGCAGACAUGGAGAGGCUCAACAGCACAGUAGUGGCUGGGUUAACUGGGUUAACUGGGUUCACUGGGUUCACUGGGCCAGCCUGGAUAGGGCUGUAUAACUGCAGCUGGAGCUGUUCUCUGGGAGGCACACAGAACAAUGGGGUGCCUAGAGAGUGGAGGUGGUCCGACCAGAGUGGCUCACCCUUCAGAAACUGGAUGGCAGGCGAGCCAAACUGGGUAUAUGCGGUGGGACAGCAUGUAGAGAUGUGUGUGGAAGUUCAGUUCCCAUCUGGACAGUGGAAUGAUCAAAAUUGUAACGACAAACAUCCUUUUAUCUGCUAUGAUGAUAAGCUGGUCCUGGUCCCAGAGAACAAGACGUGGUCAGAAGCCCUGUGGCACUGCAGAGACCUGCACAUGGAGCUGGUGUCUGUCCACAACCAGAGCGUCCAAGACUGGGUCCGACAGAGAGCCAAGAAGGCCUCCACUCCCUUCGUCUGGCUGGGCCUGAGGUACACCUGCACCCUGGACUUCUGGUUCUGGGUCAAUGGAGAAGAGUCCUGCUACCACAACUGGGCUGACAGGGAGGGCUACAACACUGGCAAGGAGCAGUGUGGGAACACAGGGGCCAUAGAGAGAGACGGGGGGCAGUGGGUCGGCCGGCCUGAGACUGAAAGAUUCAACUUUAUCUGCAGCUAUGACGAUUACUAAAACCAGACCCUGUUCUCUGGACCAGCUGAACCCCCAACACAUUGUUCCAGACCCUGUUCUCUGGACCAACUGUACCCUACAGCCCAACACAUUGUUCCAGACAUAUUCAGAUUUACAUUGCAUAAGGUGAUGGAUACUCAAUCUUUGUGGUCCUCUGUAUCUCAGCUGGUAGAGCACAGAGCUUGUAAAGCCAAGGUAGUGGGUUCGAU
Coregonus clupeaformis (lake whitefish) is the source of this 1055-nucleotide messenger RNA. Its product is annotated as C-type mannose receptor 2-like. The coding region runs from base 1 to 846 and encodes 281 amino acids. NCBI's taxonomy places the organism in Eukaryota, Metazoa, Chordata, Actinopteri, Salmoniformes, Salmonidae. The transcript has 5 exons. The record is from RefSeq and is a predicted model, not a curated record.